Messenger RNA from Rotaria sp. Silwood1, 624 nucleotides. The record is from the annotation of a GenBank genome assembly. NCBI's taxonomy places the organism in Eukaryota, Metazoa, Rotifera, Eurotatoria, Philodinida, Philodinidae.
AUGUCUGAAUAUUGGAAGUCAGGUGAACGACAUUAUUGUAAAUUUUGUAAAUGUUGGUUAGCUGGAAAUAAAAUUAGUAUUGAUUUACAUGAACGUGGUAAUCAUCAUAAAAGUAUGGUUAAAACUAAACUUGAUCAAUUACGUAAAGAAAGUAUUGAAAAAGAACAUCAAAAUAAACAACUUAAUCAAACACUUGGACACAUGGAACGUGCUGCUAAUGAAUCAUUUCGUCGUGAUAUGGCAUUGAAUUCAAAAAAUGUUUCAACUUAUGGUGAAGGAAAUAAUUCAUCAUCAUCCGAUAUUAAUCUUCCAUCAAAACUUAAACGAUCAAUAAAUCAACCUGUACAAGUACAAUGUAAAAAACCGAAAUUUGUUCUUAAAACUCCAACACCUAAACCAAUUUUUGAACCUAUUCCUACAUUAACAGAAUCAAAAGAAGAAGAAGAAGAAGAAAAAGAAAUAUCAACAACAAAUAAUGAUAAACAAGAAGGUACUUGGUAUGAAUCAAAAACUGAAACACAAGAAUCAUUCUAUUGGAAUGAUACAACUGGUGAAUCAACAUGGAUACCACCAGCUGUUUAUCUUUCAAUUGAACAACAACGAGCAAAAGGAUUAAAAGUUUGA